AUGUUUGGAUCUUGCGCUCGAGUAUCCCUGGUUCCAUUCUUGCGCCGUCAGGCUCAGUCUUCUAUUUCGGUUAGGAUGUGCUACGAUGUGAGAAACAAGAUCAGCGGAGCAUACGAUCCAGUCCUUAAGAGAGACGGCCCGUCGAUUGUAAGAAAUGGCUAUCCAGCCUUCUUUACACGGCCAACUUUUGUCGAGCAAAUUAAAGCUGAGAGGACUUUGGACGACACAAGUCUUGGUGUGAUUCCAACGAAACUGCAGAAAAAGUUGUUGGUUUUAAUGCAUGUUUACGAUAGCCAGGCUGAUAUUCCUCACUAUGUGCCGCAUGGCACUAUGAAUCGCAUGCACAGCCGUCUACGCUUCUUUACAAUUUUCCUUCCUGUUAGUUUCCUCAUGGCCUUCGCAUUCUAUUAUAGGGAAAACUUCCAUUGA
Strongylus vulgaris is the source of this 429-nucleotide messenger RNA. The record is from the annotation of a GenBank genome assembly. Lineage: Eukaryota; Metazoa; Nematoda; Chromadorea; Rhabditida; Strongylidae.